Messenger RNA from Funneliformis caledonium, 1845 nucleotides. The record is from the annotation of a GenBank genome assembly. NCBI's taxonomy places the organism in Eukaryota, Fungi, Glomeromycota, Glomeromycetes, Glomerales, Glomeraceae.
AUGCCAAAACCCAAAAUUACAAUGACAUAUGAUAGAAAAAUUCGAAGAACGAAACAUUCCACGACAACAAAAACUGCUACAAAAUCGGCGUCUUCCGAAUCCGUUUUUGGUUUUCCAAGCACUGCUUCACCUUCAUAUAGUAUUUCUGGUGGAAGUGCUAUUGGUGGUCAAAAGACUUAUGGAAAAGGUCGAACAAUUUUAGGGCAAGAUUUAGAUUCGAUUUUAAUUGAUCAAUUCAUUCCUUCACGGACCAGCUUUGACAUGGACCUAACUGAUGAUGACAUUAAUGACAAUCUGACGCCUAAGAAACAUGCUUUAAAACACUAUAAAUCGAGAAAAAAAAUUUUAUUGAAAAGUUCACGUGAACUUCGCGAAGUUGGAGAUAACACAAGCUUCACAGAUGAAAUGGACUAUAUUUUCGGCGGAAUUGAAAAUCGAUCAAUAAAUGUUCGUAGAAACAGUGUGAUGGAUCUGUUAUCAAAAUUAUUGGAUGGCGAUUUUCUACUCAAAAUUCGUGCACAUAAUUAUAUUUCUAAAAUUUAUACCAUAUUAGAUAGAAAUCAAGAUUCGUUAAUUAGAUGUUUAUUUUCAUUCAUCAUAUGUAUAUUUAUGGAGGACAAAAAUAGUUCAAUUCAUUUGAUUAAGGAACACGAUUUUGUGGGAUUUAUUGUGAAUUUAUUAAACUCCUCAUCAGAUCCUUUGAGCACUGAUUACGAUUCCUUGAAAAAACCGGAAAAGUUAUUGGUUGAUGACUUUAAAGAAAUUAUACUUAAAUCAACAAUCUUCAAGGAGAAUUCUCAGAUUUCGCUUAAAUCCAUAGCUCUUCGUAUACUUUCUUCCCUAUCUACAUUAAAAACUCGUCAUGAAAAUGAAAUAAAAAGAAGAAUGCGCACUUCAGGAGGGUUACUAGCAGUGAUUAAAAUCCUAAAAUCUGAACUUGAAUUAGUAGAUGGGUUAUUAUCAGCAAUUGAGAAUGGUAAGAGCUCACAACAAGAUACCUUAGAUUUUAAAUUAAUUGAACAGUGUUUGAAAAUUUUAGAGUGUGCUACUCUUUUCUGUUCUGAAAAUCAAAUAUAUAUAGUAGAAGAUAGAGAUAUUUUACACAUGCUUUUAGAAUUAUUGCUAUAUUGUCAAGUAGAAUCCUUUGAUAAUAGUGCAGAAGUAUUAUCCUUAGUAUUAGAAUGUUUACUCGCCACUCUUAAAGUAUUGAUUAAUUUGACCAAUGAAAAUCUAUCUGCUUGUCAAUAUGUUGGGUCUCAAUUAGGAAUGUCGAUUUUGAUGAGAUUGGCCACUGUUGGACAACUUCCUAGGGAAGAGUCUAUUAUAAAUAAUACGGUUCCUUUCAUGAUGGAAAUAGAUAGUAUCGAGAAUUCAGAAUCUGUAGAUGCUAUCAAGUUUGAUGUGUUAUUACUUAGUAUUGGGCUGCUCAUCAAUUUGGUUGAAACUGAUCCAAAUAACCAAGAUGAAUUCCGGAAAGUUGAUCAAUAUCCAAUGUGUCCUGGUUCGCGAAAGUGUAUGCGUACUUGUACAUGUUUGCCGCGUGUAUCGGCUGUAUCUUGUCUUGUUUCCUUAUAUAACUAUCAGCUUGGAAAAGAUGAUGAUAAGACUGAUAGCAAUAUCGCGGCAGCAUAUAUGGCUCGAUUGCCGGAUCGAUCGGUCAGUUCUUUAAUUAAUCUUCUGCAGCAGUUCGUACAUUUCAAUGAAUUAGUCGGUGAAGAGGCAACGGCAAAUGGUCACGUAAGUGGACAAAUGUUAAUGAGUUCCUCUUCACUCGAAAAUCAAGGAAGAACCAUUGGGGAUUCGUUUUUAGAAAUUGUAGAUAUGUUAAAAUCCUUGGAAACAUAG